GCAAAGGAAAGAAAGGUGAACCAAAAGAAGAAGAAAAAGCUGCUGUUCAAGUUGGAAUUUACAUUUUUCCAAAUGGAGACAAGUAUGAUGGCGAGUACAUUCUGACGGAUGAUGGGUCAGUUGAAAGACAAGGGGAAGGGGUUCAUUCAUCAGCAGAUGGCACUUGUUAUAAGGGGCAGUGGGAAAAAGACAAGAUGAAUGGAAAUGGAAUUUUGACACAUCCAGGAGGUAGCAGUUUCGAGGGAGAAUUUUCGAACAAUCGGUUUCAUGGUAGAGGGCGGUACACAUUUCCCAACGGCUCUUUCUAUGAGGGGGAAUUCCAUGAGAACAGGUAAGGUUUCCAUCUACUGGAUAUAUGGUAA
Molecule: messenger RNA, 362 nt
Organism: Anneissia japonica
Lineage: Eukaryota; Metazoa; Echinodermata; Crinoidea; Comatulida; Comatulidae
Product: radial spoke head 1 homolog
Exons: 2
Source: RefSeq, a predicted model, not a curated record